AUGGCCGUGCAUACGCCUGAGUCUGUGGGUCGCCAGCACCAUGAGUGGACAUGGCGAUACUUUUGCCUUUUGAUGCAAAUAUAUCUCCUGCGCAUGCUGGCUUAUAUAGAAGUGGCAUUGACGGACAAUCUGCGUCCUAAGGUCAAAGAUGAUGUCAAGGUGACGAUGAUUCAAGUACCGUCGCGAGAUCCUGGGCGUACAAUCAAGGCUGCCCUAUACGAACCGGUAGAUAUGCCGCAGGGUCCGCGACCCGUAAAUGUCAAUGCACACGGUUCUGGCUUCUGUAUUCCUGCUUUCUUUGGAAACUCGCGGUUCUUUUUGUACUUGACGGCACGAAAGCUCCGAUGCUAUGCCAUCGAUGUGUGCUACCGCAAAUCGCCCGAGUACCCGUACCCAUUUCCUACGCAAGACGUAGAAGACGUGGUGAACUGGGUCUUUACGCAGCCAGACAAAUUUGAUCUAUCGCGUGUGUCGAUGACGGGCUUUAGCGCUGGCGGCAACUUGGCCCUGUCCACGACCAACCGUCUUGGUCGUGAUAAGAUCACGGCUGUGGUGUCUUUUUAUGCGCCUCUGGAUGCCACGACUUCGGGCGCGCCUGUGGGUUUCCGUGGAAACUAUACCAAGGAGUUCCGCAGCGGCGUGGAGCUGCUGCCAUGGGCUUUCUCCGGCUUCUUUUCGUCGUUUGUGCCCAUGCAAACCGAUCCUGGCGACCCUUAUCUCUCUGUGAUCAAUUCACCGCUUGAUAGGUUCCCAGAUUAUGUUCUGUUCGUGGCUGGUAUGUCGGACGUGAUGUACUCCGACUCGAAGGCUAUGUAUGAGCACAUGGUGGAAUCAGGCACGAUCGGCCAGAAGCAGCACUGCCGUUUCUUGCAAGUCCCCAACGAGGCGCAUGCUUUUGAUGAACAGCCCAAGUGCCGUGAAUCGGAGGAGUGGCGUGAUCGUGCAUACUUGACCUCAAUUGAUACCAUCUUCAAGUCAUGGUACCCCCAGGCUGAGCCAUUGCCCAUGGAGUUGGACGCCGUUGCUCCUCUACAUUUGUGA
This is a messenger RNA of Malassezia pachydermatis, 1041 nucleotides long. Its product is annotated as arylacetamide deacetylase. The record is from RefSeq and is a predicted model, not a curated record. Lineage: Eukaryota; Fungi; Basidiomycota; Malasseziomycetes; Malasseziales; Malasseziaceae. Gene Ontology annotation, molecular function: hydrolase activity. The transcript has a single exon. The coding region runs from base 1 to 1041 and encodes 346 amino acids.